AUGGAGCGAAGCACUUGCAGGGGUUCCAGGGAAAUGCCGAUUUGGGCGUUGUGCGUCACCUUCUGGCCAAAGCCCACAGGGACAGAGGACGCCUCCAGGCCGCUCGACUUGAGCCGGGAUAUGCGGAAUAUCGCCGAGGGCUUUUCGUUUGAGAUCUGUCCGAGGCUGGCUCAGCUGAUGAGGAACACUGGGAUCUCUGAAAACGUCCCGGAAACAGCCCUUUUUGAACCUAACCAAAUCGCCCCACAUGACUUGCAAAUCACAGGUCGGACAAGUGCCGCUCACGGGCACGAUUCCAUCAGUCACUUCACCGGAACGCCGCAAAAACAAGUCCGCCAAACAGCGAAGGUGGAAUUUGUUGUAGCAGCCGAAACAACGGAGCUGGUCCGCGACCGAAGCGACAUCUUCUCCGCACACGAGGCAACACGAGGAUCCGUUUCCGGACGCGGAAUGAGUCGAGUUCUCGAGGACGUCUCGGAUUCGACGGGAUUUCACUAG
Messenger RNA from Notodromas monacha, 498 nucleotides. Lineage: Eukaryota; Metazoa; Arthropoda; Ostracoda; Podocopida; Cyprididae. The record is from the annotation of a GenBank genome assembly.